Pyricularia grisea is the source of this 1400-nucleotide messenger RNA. RefSeq lists its product as uncharacterized. Gene Ontology annotation, molecular function: oxidoreductase activity, acting on the CH-OH group of donors, NAD or NADP as acceptor. NCBI's taxonomy places the organism in Eukaryota, Fungi, Ascomycota, Sordariomycetes, Magnaporthales, Pyriculariaceae. The transcript has 2 exons. The coding region runs from base 219 to 1295 and encodes 358 amino acids. The record is from RefSeq and is a predicted model, not a curated record.
UGCAUUGCAGCGCAGUGUACUUUGUGGUAAUUCGCACGCCUCCGUUCUUUCUUUCGACCGUUGGAGUCGCUGGAACUUUAUAUUCGCUUUUUUUUUAUACGAUAAUUACCUACCUAGUCUAUCGAUACUCUUAAUCCUGCGUCUAUCGCACAGAUAGCUAGCAAGCGCCGCAACUUGCAAACCACCUGCACAAGGCAGACCACUAAAAACUUGCAAUCAUGGAUUCCCACCGUCGAUCUCCCCCGGGCGAGUCCUGGUUUGCGCCGCUCUCGAUCGACCUCGUCCUCAAGGUGCUCUAUGUGACCUUUUUCCACCCCUUCGUAGCCUGGAUUGUGGUGCUGUGCUUCCGCGCCCAGCACAUGGAGUACGAUGCCAUGCCCAUGCGUGUCACCAUGGCCUACGCUAGCUUCGUCACCGUGUGCUGGACCUUGGCUUCAGUCAACCGCCGCCUCGCCUUUGGCAGGCCCCGCGAGGUCGACCUGGACGAGGAGGUCAUUGUCAUCACCGGCGGCGCCAGCGGCCUGGGCCUGCUCGUCGCCGAGGUUUACGGCAUGCGUGGCGCGAACGUCGCCGUCCUCGACGUCAAGGACAUGGAGAAUGGAGAGUCGCGCGGCGUGAACCACUACAAGUGCGAUGUGACGGACAAGGCUGCUCUCAAAAAGGUGGCGGCGCAGAUUGAAGAGGAACUUGGUACUCCUACCGUCUUGAUCAACAACGCAGCCAUCGUCAACGGCAAGCCCCUCCUUGAGAUGGAAAUGGAAGAUAUCGAGCGGAGCCUCUCGACCAACCUCGUCGCCCAUUUCUACACCCUCAAGACCUUCCUUCCGGCCAUCAUCCGUGGCGGCAAGGGAGGAACCAUUGUGACAAUCUCGUCCGUCAUCGGCCAACUUGGCUGUUCGCGCCUCACCGACUACGCCGCCGCCAAGGGUGGUGUGAUCGCCCUGCAUAAGUCCCUGACGGCCGAGCUGAAGCAGUUGCACCCGGACAUCCGGACGGUCCUGGUCACCCCCGGCCAGCUCAGCACGCCACUCUUCUACGGCGUCAAGACCCCCAACAGCAUCAUCGCCCCCGUGGUGGAGCCCGUCGAGGUCGCCAAGGAGAUCAUCAACGCCAUCGACAACGGGAAUGCCGACCACAUCGGCAUGCCAUUCUACGCGCGCUGGUGCGACUGGUACAAUGUGCUGCCGGUCAGCCUGCAGCUCCUUGCUCGCAAGAUCGCGGGCAUCGACAAGGCGAUGGAGACCUUUGUCGGUCGACAAGGCGCGAAUAAGGAGGUUUUGCUCGAGGGCUUAUGAUUUGCAGAUUUUUCACCAUAAAACUGAACGCAAUUUUUUUUUUCUAUUGCGUGUUUAGUUUUUGUAUUGCCUUGCAUGCAUCUGUACAACCUGCAUUAGACCGAG